GCUGCGCGCAACCAAGCUGGUCGCGGAAGUGACGGCAAGGCGGCGAUGGCGGCUCGCAGUUUCAUUCCGGAUUUCCACUGGACUACAAACUGAUUUUAACCGGCCCGGUUAGACUUUGGGGAACUUUUGCAACACUGUCUCCAUUCGGAAGCCGCACAGACUCAAGUCGCGUUGAAGUGGUGCCUGUCAAGAAAGGACCCCACAGCUUUUUUGUGGUCUAUUUUUCUCCAAGGUUCAAGGUGGUCACCCUGUCGAGCUAGCGGUAGCUCGGUGGCUACGAGCUAACGGUAGUUGGUAUACAUACAGCUAGCUCCUGAGCUAGCUUGUCAACGAGCUGCGUGCUAAGGUCCACACAGCAGCAGUCGUUGUUCUCCGGCUUUUUCUUCGACCACCUCAUCGUUUGCUUGUCACCGUUACAAUGCGAAGUUACCCUGUUUGAUGCUAAUUGUGCCGCAAUUGUGCAGAGCGAGGUACUCACACGUUUGCUUGGCCUCUCCAAUAAUUAAGAGUUGCUAGUUUGGCGGCUGUGGCUAAACACCAGAAUUUUGACUCUGUGGUAAGCAAGUCCUUUCAGUAAUUACCCCUUCCCGGCAACUUGGGUGAAAACCGCGUUGCCUAGUUAUUAACAUGCUGAAGACCCGGCAGUGUUUACUUGGCAUCCGCACUUUUCUCGGCGUUACGUCCAGAAUAUGGGGCUUCAUCAUGUACAUCCUCAGGAAGCACCUACGAACGAUAAUCCAGUAUCAGACGGUGCGAUACGACACUUUGCCCCUGUCCCCCAUCUCCAGAAACAGGCUCAAUGCAGUAAAGAGGAAGAUUCUGGUUCUGGACCUAGAUGAGACCCUGAUCCACUCUCAUCAUGACGGCGUCCUGAGGCCCACAGUGAGACCUGGCACACCGCCGGACUUCAUCCUCAAAGUCGUCAUUGAUAAGCACCCAGUCAGGUUCUUCGUACAUAAAAGGCCACAUGUUGACUUCUUUUUAGAAGUGGUGAGCCAGUGGUAUGAGCUAGUGGUUUUCACAGCCAGUAUGGAGAUCUACGGCUCAGCAGUGGCAGACAAACUGGAUAACAACAGGAACAUUCUGAAACGAAGAUACUACAGACAGCACUGUACAUUGGAUCUAGGUAGUUAUAUUAAAGACUUGUCUGUAGUACACGAUGACCUGUCUAGUAUUGUUAUCCUGGACAACUCGCCUGGUGCUUAUCGAAGCCAUCCAGACAAUGCAAUACCCAUCAAGUCCUGGUUCAGCGACCCUAGUGACACAGCACUUCUUAACUUGCUGCCUAUGCUGGAUGCACUAAGGUUCACUGCUGAUGUCCGCUCCGUCCUCAGUCGAAACCUCCACCAGCACCGGCUCUGGUGAUUGGCUGAAUUGAGAGGGAUCGGGCUUGUUGACCAGCCUCUUCUCUCUGCUGGCUUCCACCCUGCCCUCCAUUCCCACGUAGACGACCCACCAGCCCUCUCCAAGCCCCUCCUGAGGUGACCGCCUCACACAGGAUGAACAGUAUGGGAUCAACAGAACCCACGAACUACUGGGGAGGGAGGGGGAGCCAGCUUUUUUUUUUUUUUUUUUUUUUUUUCUUUGUUUUUUUUUUUUUAUUUUUUUUUUUUUUUCCCCUUCUCCAAAACAAAGAGGAGCCUCUCUGCCUUAUCGCUCCUGAUACUGACUGUGUGUGUAUGGAGUCGGAGUACGCUUGCUGAGUUCAUUAGUCCUUUUUAAAAAAAUUUGAAGAUAAAGUUGGGAGAUCGAGGAGGAUCGGCGAUGCAACAAAGACUUCUUUUUUUUUUUUCUCUCUCUCUUCUUCGUCAUCACAACACAACAUACUGCACUUCAGCAAACUCAUCAGUUUACUGUCUUAACCUCUUGGAGCAACUGAGUAGGGCAAAAUAGAAAACCCCCCCCCCAUUUUUUUUUUUUUUUGUUUUUUAGGAUCACCAUCAUACCCCAAGCGGCGAGUCAUCAAUUCCCAAGGUACUUUCUAUUUUUUUUCUCCCCCAGCAAGAUUGGAUCAAUUUAAAUGAUGUAACUGAUGGACCCUUGCUUGCAACAUACCACCCACAGGCAUUUUUUUUCUGGACAAAUAGCCAAGAAGUCGAAGUUUCUUUUCUUUGUUUUUUUUUUUUUUUCUCUUUUUCUUUUUCCCUCAGCCAUAACCAACAACUGUUUCCCCCAAACUUCUUCAUGGGACUCUGAUAAACACUUUAAAGUUGUGAGGAAAAAAAAAAGAAAAGAAUGGCUUGUAAUGAUACACGGACUGCCGUUCCGCCUUUCCAUAUCUGAUUGUUUCUCUGUUACCAUGAUAUCUGCUAAUAUGACUUCUGAAUACCACAACAAUUUCUUCGCCUCAUUUUUAAAAAACUAUUUGAUGCCAUCCUGGUUUCAUUUAAUAAGAAUUGCACUUAAUCUCCUGUUUUUUGUUUUUUUUUUUUGGUUUUUUUUGUUUUGUUUUUUUUUUGCAGUUUGUUUGUUAGUUGAUUCAAACUUGCAGCCUUCCCACCCCUUUGCAUUUUUUUUUAUUUUAUUAUUUUAUUUUUUUACCCAUUCCCCUUUUUAUUGUAUCGGUUCAACUAUUAGACGCUCCAUCUUUAAAUGCCUUCUGAACAAUGUCAGUCUUGUCAAGGCUCACAGCGGCUUCUUAUUGGCUCUGUCUCCAGGUCUGUGUUACUAAUAAAACACUUGUCAGUAUCGACCAGUUACAAUUCAGCUUGUUUUCUUUUACUGCGAGUAACACCCUUCAUGUUUGAGCCCUAACAUUUUGCAGCUCUAACUUCACUGGAGUUCAGUUUCUGUGAGAGGAACACUUUGAUUAAUCAUCUGCUGCCACCAUGUGGUGUAACGGGGAACUGCACUGAUCUCAGACUAACUUUGUUUUGAUAAAGGCUUUUUCAAACUGGAAUAACCUUUGUCCCCAAAGCUCUAGACAAUGGGUUUCUGUCCCAUCUUUGUUGUUUAUUUUAUCGACAGCUUGAACUUGAGACAAAAAACAGAAGCUGUUCUUGUUCAUGUAAGCUGUGCGUUUAAGCACUGCUGCAGGCCAUAAUCGCUUCUAAGUUUCUAUGUGUACGUUUAUUUGUUUUAAUUGUGAAGAAAAGUGUAAUUUUAAGACAGAGUAUGCAAAUUAGUUUUCUCGUUUCUAUUUUUAUACGCAUCUCUACUUGAUGAUAAAACAUCCUCACAUGAAGUCCGUUUGGGAGAACUGCUGACCAUCUCAAUCAUGUUGCAUAAUCUUAAUCAGCAGGUAGUGUUUUGUACUGUUUUGUGACUGUUUUGCAAAUGAAUGACUGUCAGUGAAAAGUAUCGACGUUUUUCUUACUGUUAGUGUAUCAAGCAUGCAGUGCAAUAGUCCUCUAAGACCUGAUUUGGUUGCACAUCUGCUAGCCAGCCAUAGCUGUGCGUGUGAUGAUGUGUGAAUGUUUUUUGUCCCAAGCUGAAGACUUCAGAAUGUGAUUUCUAAUCACGGUAUAAGGCUGAUACAGUAUAUGCUUUGGUUUGCUAACACCUGCCUCUCACUGAUGAUUUAAAGGCUGAAACGCAGAAAGAGGUAAAUAUGAUUUUGCCUUUUUUUUUUUUUCUUUCUUUUUUUGGACCACAGCUUCCUUCCAGCCACCUUAUUAAAGGAAACCUAUUACGCUCUUAGACUGAGUUUAUCCUCUCAAACAAGUAGUUUAAGCUUCCUUCCACCUUCCCUCUAAGCCAAAAGUCUUCUGAUUAGCUGCCCCUGCUAAACUGGGGCAAACAGGCAGGUGGGAGAAAGGCAAUAUAAGUGAUUUUGACCCUUUAAGCAGAUGGGUUACAGCAGUGCGUUCCAUUCCUGUCAGGAAACAGACUACAGUUUGCACAGGCUCACAAAAAUAAAUGUUGCCUGGUCUGAUAAAUUUCUGCUGCAGCAUUCAGAUGGUAGACCCAGAAUUUGACCCUGCCAUCCGCAUGAAAACAUGGUUCCAUUCUUCCUUAUAUUCACAGUUGAGACUGCUAGUGGUGGUGUGAUGCUGUGGAAAAUAUUAUCUUGGUUCACUUUGGGCCCCUUAGUAUCAUGUGAGCAUCAUUUAAACACCACUACCUGAUGAUUGUUGCUGAGCACGUCCAUCUCUUGAGUAGUGCACGCAUCUUCUGAUGGCUGCUUCCAGCAGGAUAACACCCCAUGUCACAAAUGAUAUCAAAGUGGUUUCUCGAAGAUAAGUUUGCUUUAGUUUAAUGACCUCCACAGUCACAGUGUCGCAGUCCAAUAAGCACACUUGGGAUGUGGUGAAGUAGGAGACUCACAUCAUGGAUGAGCAAAUCUGCAGCAACUGUAAUGCUGUGUGAUCACGUCAACGUGGACCAAAAUCUUUGAGGAAUUUUUUCCAACAACUUGUUGAAUCUGUGCCACAGAGAAUUGAGACGUCUAAUAAAGUGAUGAGUGAUAGAAAAUUAGGAAAACCGAAAUAGAUGCCCCUUUAAAUCUGCCUUGCUUUCAUCCACCUUGCAAAUCGAGCGGAUUUCUUUGCGAGCUCACUCCAAGAAGAGUCUAUCAUGUUAUCAUUGAUCAAUCUCACAUCCCUGUUCUCUGUUCACCGUUUCGGUGGGGGGAGGGGAGGAGGAGUUGGCUGUCUGGUUGGGGUCUGGGAUGCAGGGCCUCCCUGCUGCUGCAAGACCGGGGGUGUUGUGCUUGUCUCCACCCCAGAGCAAAGGGCAACAUCUCCUGGGUCUUGGGGCAGAUUGCCCCUCUGGGGGUGAUAGUACCUGGACCUGGAGGGUGUGAGUGUGUGUACAGCCAAAAAGAAAAGAAGAGAAUAUUAUGUAAUAUAAUAAUAUAUAAUGUAGAUCAGUCAGCGUUUGACAUCAGCUGAGUAUACACUUUAAUUUUUAAAGUUCCUGCUGUGAAAGAGCCAUGAGACUGAAAUCUAGAACACUAAGGGGAAAAAAUACAACCCCAAAAAAUGUAUAACAAAGAAAACAAAAGACAAUAUUAUCUAAAAUUAUCAGGCAACGUUCUGGUCUGAAGCAGGAGAGGGUUGUUUCUCUAACAAAAAUAUGUGCAGUACUUUUUAGAUCUAAGCAAUCUGUGUCAUCACUGUGCACAAAAGGAGAUCAUGAGGUUUUGAACCACAGUGAUGUCACAUGGAUGUGACUCACAGACUUGUGGGUCAUAUGCGCAAUAGGCAGGUGAGUGUUUCAGGAUGUAUGAGUGGCAGCUUUGGAGGCACAGUUUGUUUACCAAAUGUGUUCAUGACAAAAUAUUAAACUUUUUUUUUAAUAUAAAUUAUGAAUAAAAUAACCCAGUAAAUUCCCAGAGUUACACAAAGUUAUCCUAAAACCAGCAUUUAGCAACAAUUUGCGUAAAUGAUAAAACUCCUGGUUAUUUGCUUCUUUCGUCUGUUAUGGUGUAAUGAGUCGUAAACCCCGAGUAAUUAGAGGAAACUUAGUAGGCACUGUGUUCACCAUUAAAUACGCAGUAACUUGUGCUUACAUACAAUAAUCCAACAUGCUGCAGAAAUGUGAAUAAACGUGUUUGGUUCAGGGUUUAUCACCGGGUAUCAGCGAAAGCUCCAGCACAAUGAAAUGUCGCAUGUUUUUCGGUUUCUCCUCCCAAACCACAAACUGCUGGGCCUCGGUCAUAUGACAAGGACAGAUCCCUCCUCAGUGCCCUGCCCCGCGUCUUUAUGCGCAGCGGCUGAUAAAAAAUAAAAUAGUUCCACGUAAAAGAAAAGAAAAAGACAGAAAGGCAACAUUGAUUCGUAAGCUCUUCGUAUACUGUUUAUUUCAAGAUUAUUAUUAUUUUCUUCUUGAAUACGCGUCGAUUAUCAUCACACAGUCGACGUUAAUGGGGUUUAAAACAAGGUGAGGUACGCCCCUGCGAACUACCCAUUUCCUCUACGUCAUGUUGUUAUUGUAUCCCUCCGCUGCAGUCGCACUAGGAAAACAGCUGUGGCGAGGCUAAGGCUAGCUAGCAUCGUUUGUGUUUGUGUGUCCGCGAUUCGAGUCAGUUCUUAAGCAACCCGUACCACCGCUGAGUGACCGACUUGUUGUCUGUCAUCUCUUUUAAAGAUGAAGUUUCAGUACAAA
Messenger RNA from Haplochromis burtoni (Burton's mouthbrooder), 6048 nucleotides. Its product is annotated as CTD nuclear envelope phosphatase 1A. NCBI's taxonomy places the organism in Eukaryota, Metazoa, Chordata, Actinopteri, Cichliformes, Cichlidae. The record is from RefSeq and is a predicted model, not a curated record. Gene Ontology annotation, molecular function: protein serine/threonine phosphatase activity. The transcript has 8 exons. The coding region runs from base 628 to 1365 and encodes 245 amino acids.